GCCCUAUCUCCCAACCCUCUCGUAACUCUAUUUCAUUAGCCCCUGCUUCGAAAUGGUUAACUGCCUAAUCCUUCUAUCCUACAACUACCAUGUAGGAUUCUCAUCUUGUUCCGAUGUCACUUGUUGCGCAACAAUAUAUUGACAGUAGCUUUAUAUCCUACCUAUAAACGACUUGCCUAUAAAUGAACCCCCUUUCCUCCAACCUCCAACCCAGGUGGUCUCCUAACAACAGGCCUCAUGAAUGGAUCAGGGACCCUUAAUCGGAGCCGAUUGCCGCCGAACCCAUCGGAAAAUCACGACGAUACUUCCUAUAAUGCCGCCUUAAAAGGUGCUUCGCUCGCUUUCCAAAAGUCCACUCCGAGACAAUUGUCUACAACCACCACCCCUUCUCGAAAUGUCGAUAACCGAGCUCUUAUCGCAGCCACCUCGGCUUCACGAGAUCAUUCCCGGGCAGCUAGCCGACAGAAUACGGGUAACGACAGCAGCAUCCACGGUGCAAACAGUAGCCUUGAACACGAACAACGGAUAAAAAACCAGACUUCGGUACAACACUUACAGCCACCCUUCCAUGAUAGCUCCUCCUCCUUGGGGUUUGGGAGCAAGCAAACUACGCCAGAUCCUCGUUCUCCAUCCUUCAUAGCUGCAACCUUGGCCGCCAGCAGAUCUACUAGUCCCGCCCAUCAGCAUCAAACAGCUCAAUCGCAUCCGCACGCCCAGCAGCCAGUCAGGAGUCAACCGAAAUCUAGCCCCGAUGCCAACAGCGCUGCCAGUUCAGUAACGAGCCUCGACUUAACAACAGAUAUGACCUCAAUCCCUCCUACGAACGCUCUUAUAUCGAUGUUUGAAAAGAAGAGAGAUGAUACAGAUCCUAUUAAGAAAGAUGUAGAGGUACCGGAGAGUUCGAAGCCGCUUAGAAUAAAAUCUGUGACUCGACCUCUGACCCCUCCAAGAACAUCGAGCUCUAUUUCUAAGAGUAGCCUAUCCCCAUCAAGACUAGCUAGCGAUAUAGCGUGGCAAAGAACACCAUCUCCUUCAGUUUCAGUGAUGAAGUCAGCCCGGGAGGGACAUCGCCUGACUCAAAAUAUGGCCAUCGAAGCUAAGGCACGCCCCCCUACUCCUCCACCAGCAAGGACGAAGAACAAACCCUACACGCCUUCGCAACCUAGAGCUCUAGAGUCAAGUGGUAAACCGCGCGCUUCUACACCACCAAAGUCUAUUGGAAAGGCGGAUACCGUUAUUCUAUCGCCUCGGCCAACGCGGUCUACUUCCCAACAGAUUCUAUUAAACGACAUACAGGCACAAGAUGCGGUGCGGCCGGGCCAAACGUCCGGGCCAAGGCUACAAUAUCCGGCUCCCUCACAUGAAAUUACAGCCCCAUCCCUCCGGGAAGAUGAUCUUCGUCGGAGUUCGACUUCAUCUAAUGAUACCUUUGUCUCUGCGUCAUCAGUCCCAACACCCCACCCUAGCUCUCCAGAUAGAAGUAGAUCUCGACCAUCAACCCCUAUCACGCCGCGGCAAAGGCGGCCUCCAUCAACACGGGCUAUAUCUACAGAGGCUACCUCCGCUAGUCGUCCACCAGUUCCCCCUCGGCGACAACCGUACAUGAGCUCUCCUAACCUACCCCUGGAUUCACUUACCGAUGCCAUCGUAGCGGGCGCUCUCGCAUCGUCCCGUAUAACGCCAUCAAAGACCCCGCCGCCAAAGCCGCCGUCCCGCAAGCAGACACCACAUAUGCGCCAGACGCUACGCCAUCCGCCUAGCAAAUCGGACGACGAAGGGGUGGCUCGCUCGCGCCACCGCAAACCUCUCGGCAAACUAGGCGGCAACAAGCACAUUCACCACGAAGGUCAGCGUCGCCGCUGGCGCGAAGAAAUCACACUACGCGAGCGCAAGCGGUACGAGGGCGUGUGGGCGAGUAAUCGGGGCUUACUGCUUGUUUCACCAGAUGCCGGGGAUUCCCUAUCCGCUCCUACUUCUACCCCUAACGAAAUAGAAAAAGAAAGGGAAAGGCAAAGGGAACUAGAGCAAGCCGUAGCCAACGUGGUGGUGCGUGAUAUCUGGGCACGCAGCCGGCUACCGCCAGACGAGCUGGCGGAGGUGUGGGACCUAGUGGAUAGACGUGGGCGUGGAUAUCUAGACCGCACGGAGUUUGUGGUUGGGAUGUGGCUUAUUGAUCAGAGGCUCCGUGGACGCAAAAUCCCGCGCAAGGUCUCAGAAAGUGUUUGGGGAAGCGCUAGGGGCGUGAAGGUUGCGGUGCCGAAGGGGGGGAAGUAAGCUUUUGCUUAUACUUCUGCUGGUAGCGGUGGUGGUUGGUGGUGCUAUGACUUCGAACAGUCGUGCUUUUUGGCGGUACGAGUAAAUAAAUGGAUGGGAACGUGAGAAGGCGGGCAGGUUGUGUAUAGACUGGAGAUUGGAUAAGCGCAUGGGAUAAGAGAGAGGAUUGAUACCCCUGUAUAAGUUUAAAGUAGAGUUAUUGGUGGCACUGGUUGCCUAUAGUAUUUAUAAUGACCUAUCUUCGUUUUCUAUGGUGUG
This is a messenger RNA of Daldinia loculata, 2532 nucleotides long. RefSeq lists its product as uncharacterized. The record is from RefSeq and is a predicted model, not a curated record. The transcript has a single exon. Bases 238 to 2274 code for a protein of 678 amino acids. Gene Ontology annotation, molecular function: protein binding. Lineage: Eukaryota; Fungi; Ascomycota; Sordariomycetes; Xylariales; Hypoxylaceae.